This is a messenger RNA of Adineta steineri, 1794 nucleotides long. Lineage: Eukaryota; Metazoa; Rotifera; Eurotatoria; Adinetida; Adinetidae. The record is from the annotation of a GenBank genome assembly.
AUGAAUGAGUUAAAAAUAUUUGAUAUGGGAAAAUAUACAAUGAAAGCUUUAUCAGGUUCAGAUCGUUUUUAUCAAUUAAAAUCCGAUCGAACUGCUCAUCUUGUAAAUACAAUGGCAAUGUAUCGACAAGAUGGACGUUUUUGUGAUGUUAAUUUAUGUGUAAAUGGUCAACGAUUUUCAGCACAUAAAAUUGUAUUAGCAGCAGCAUGUCCUUAUUUUUGUGCAAUGUUCAAUCAAACUGGUCAUAUUGAAGCACAUACAGCACAAGAUAUUGAUUUAAGUCAAACAGUACGGUGUUCAACUGCAAUGAGUCUUAUACUAGAUUUUCUUUAUACUUCACAAAUACAGCUCAAUGAUAAAUGUGUUCUUUCAGUUUUAGCAACGUCAUCAUUAUUAUUAAUAGAUGAUUUAAUUGAAAUAUGUGUUGCAUAUCUACGUGAUCAAUUACAUGCAUCUAAUUGUAUUGGAUUAUAUCUUUAUGGAAAACAGUUUGAGUGUCUUCCAUUAAUUGAAGCUGCACAACAUUAUAUUUAUGAACAUUUUGAAGAUAUUAUACGACAUGAAGAAUUUCUUACACUUGAUUUUCGUGAUGUAUAUUUUAUACUUAAAGCUGAUCAAGUUCAAGUUAAAUGUGAAUCAAUUAUUUAUACUGCAGCAAUGCAAUGGAUUCGACAUGAUCUAUUAAAUCGACGUAAAGAACUUUCGGAAAUUUUACCAUGUAUACGUGUUCAAUUUCUUGAUCCAUUAUUUUUAAAAGAUGUUAUUAAUUGUGAUGAAUUUGCACAGCCUGAUAUGCAACGUUGUCGAGAAUAUCUUGAAAAUGUAUAUGAAAAUUUAACAUCACAUCGUUAUUGUCAGUUACCACCACAUCGUGCACCAAUUAAACCACUUGUUUUAUAUUGUGCUGGUGGUUAUUAUAAUCAAUCAAUAAAUACAAUGGAAUGUUAUUUUUUAGAAACACAAAAAUGGAAACGAUGUGCAAAUUUACAGAUACCUAGAAGUGGAGUAGGUGUUGUUUCAAUUCAUAUGCGUGUUUAUGUUAUUGGUGGAAGACAUAAUACAAAAAAUGAUAAUCGAGAUUGUCGUGAAGUUGAAUGUUAUGAUCCAUUUGUUAACAGAUGGACAACAGUAGCUCCAAUGAUUUAUCCACGAAAUCGUCUUGGUGUUGGUACAAUUGAUCAUUAUAUGUAUGCAGUGGGUGGUUCAUGUUAUCAAGAAUUAUAUUCAACUGUUGAACGAUAUUCACCAACAUCAGAUUCUGCAGUUUGGGAAGAAGUUGCUUCUAUGCAUGUAAAACGUAUUGGUUUAGCUGUUUGUACACAUACUCGAUUAUUAUAUGCAAUUGGAGGUUUUGAUGGACAUCGACGAUUAGCUGAUGUUGAAUCUUAUGAUCCUGAUAAGAAUAUAUGGAAACGUGAACAACCACUUUUAUGUAGUCGUUCAGGUGCUGCUGCUGCUACACUUGCACAAUAUAUAUAUGUUGUUGGAGGUUAUGCAUCUGAUAGUAUAACUGGACCCAUGCAACUUGAUGUUGUUGAACGAUAUGAUACAAUUACACAACAAUGGUCUUAUGUUCAAUCACUUAAUUGUCGUCGUUCAGCACUUAGUUGUGUUACACUUGAUAAACGUCUUUUUGCUUUAGGCGGUUAUGAUGGUAAAAAUUUUUCAUCUGUUGUUGAAAUUUAUGAUCCUGAAAAAGAUGAAUGGACAUAUGGAACAUCAUUAACCAAAGAACGAAGUGGACAUGGUAGUGCACUUACAGUUGAACCAACAUUAGAUGAUGAUGAUGAUUAA